Molecule: messenger RNA, 1774 nt
Organism: Homalodisca vitripennis (glassy-winged sharpshooter)
Lineage: Eukaryota; Metazoa; Arthropoda; Insecta; Hemiptera; Cicadellidae
Product: serine/arginine-rich splicing factor 1-like
Exons: 4
Coding region: 130-837 (235 amino acids)
Cellular component (GO): ribonucleoprotein complex; nucleus; cytoplasm
Molecular function (GO): mRNA binding
Source: RefSeq, a predicted model, not a curated record
UGUUUGGUCAGUUUGGUGGAACUCUUGUUUGUGAGCGUUUAGCUUUCCGCCAUCUUGCCUGCAAGCCAUUGGGAAUCGGUUUACGAUCUACGUUUGUUUAGCAAUACAUUGUAGGAAGAUCUGUGAAUAAUGUCAGGACGUAGUGAGUGUCGUAUUUAUGUUGGGAAUCUUCCUCCUGACAUACGCACCAAAGAUAUCCAGGACCUGUUUUAUAAAUUCGGCAAAGUUACAUUCGUUGAUUUGAAAAACCGCAGAGGACCACCGUUUGCAUUUGUUGAGUUCGAGGAUCCCAGAGAUGCUGAAGAUGCGGUACAUGCUCGAGAUGGAUAUGACUACGAUGGUUACAGGCUGAGAGUGGAGUUCCCCCGUGGAGGAGGUCCAAGUGGGUUCCGAGGCAGCCGAGGAGGCAAUGGUGGGAGCAUGGGACGAGGACGAGGACCUCCAGCCCGCAGAUCUCAGUAUAGAGUUCUCGUAACAGGUUUGCCUCCUUCUGGUAGUUGGCAAGAUUUGAAAGACCACAUGCGGGAGGCUGGGGAUGUCUGCUUUGCUGAUGUCUACAAGGACGGUACAGGUGUUGUAGAGUUCCUACGUUUUGAUGACAUGAAGUACGCCUUUAAGAAGUUGGAUGAUUCUCGGUUCAGGUCACACGAGGGUGAAACGUCUUAUAUCCGAGUGAAAGAAGAUUACAGCGGUAGUAGCGGGAUGCGAGACAGCAUGGACCGCGGAGGCAGUGUGAGUCGCCACUCUAGAAGCCGUAGCUACUCACCCCGCCGCCGUGGUUCACCCACAUACUCACCGGUCCGCCGCAGCUACUCCCGUUCCAGGUCUCGCUCCUGAACACAUUGUAAGAUUCAAUCACUAACUGUAUGAAGAAUUUUUCUUCAUGUUAAAUAUCAUCUGUCGAUGAUCUUAGUUGAACUAAUUACUAUUGUAGCUUUUUUUAUUCAGUGGUAGUUAUUUCCAUACACAUAAUAUAAAUGUGCGUUUUGUUUCUUUAAAGGUCUACAGGAGGACUUGUUUAACUAAUAGUUUUAACUAUGUUUAACAAGUAUUAUUUUAACUUGUAUUUUUACUGGCCUAAAGUGAAAUAUUUUAUUCCAAUACUGAAGGUUGUGUGUUAAUUCAGAAAUUUUCGUGUUGUGACAUUCAGCAUAAGUUUGACUUAUGUACAAUGGAAAUUUGUAUUUUUUAAUUAGCCCUAGAAACUUGUUGUAAUAUUUUAUGCAUGUUAAUGUUUUAUUUAUAGUAAAACUUCAGAUUGAGAAUAAGUUUGUAAUAUUUUAAGCAUAUUAAUGUUUUAUUUAUAGUAAAACUUCAGUAUAAGUUUAUAAUAUUUUAAGUUUUAUUUGUAGUAAAACUUCAGAAUCAUAAUAAGUUUAUGUAGUUUUAUGUUUUAGAAUUUAGAACAUACGUUCCAUUUUUAAAAUUUUUUUUUAUUUACUGUUAUUUCAACUUAAUGAUUAUUCUAAACUGAGUUACACAUUUUGAAAAUGUAUAUAAAGGAAAAUAAUUUGCUUGUUUUAUAUUUAAUGCAAGACCUACAAUAGUUUUAUUUCCAGUCAACGGUUAUUGUAUUUUGUAAUGAAUCUUUUGGAACUGUUGAUUUCUUGACAGGCUGGAACUUUAUUAGAUAUAUUGAGUGCAUAUAUAUAUUGGUAUAAGAACUAAAGAACAAUUGACUAUUGUAUUUUCUUUAUGUUUGUGUAUAAGCUACAUUUGUAAAAAUAUAAGUGUGAAUUAUUUGUACCAAAAAAAUAAAUUAUAUUCAUGAAAA